AGGCCGGCUGCUGGCACGCCCCACGCAGAUCCACAUCCAUUAGUGCAUGCCUUUUUGAUCUUUUUGGCAUUUCUAUGCAAGCUGUGCCUUUGGGUAGUGCAAGCCUUUUUGGCACCCUUUUUGGACAUUCUAUUGAUCUUUUUGGCAUUUCUAUGCCAGCUGUGCCUUUGGGUAGUGCAAGCCUUUUUGGCAUGUCUAUUCCAGCAGUGCACGCUUGAGAUGGUCUCCGUGCGGAUGACGAGGUGCCGAGCCCUGAGCGAGGUUGACGUGGACAACGAUGGAUGUCUCCCGAGGGUUGUUGAGGAGCUGAAGACCUUCCUGAAAGACAAAUCGCCCAAGGUGAGGAGUGCAGCCUGUGAGGUGAUUAUUCGGAGAAAGGAGGCGUCAUCUCUUCCAACGCAAAUGCUGGCAGAUAUUCUGCCAGCAUUGCUGCAUAUUUUGGCUGAUGAGAGUGGUUUCGUGCGAUACGCAGCUUCCUCGGCCCUCGCCAGACUGGAAUUUGUGCUGGCAGACCUGCUGAUGCAUCAAGACUCCUCAGUACGGAAGGUCUCGUGCCAAGCUUUGAGCAAUCUAUCUUCAGAGGCCAUUGCUCCACAUGCCAACCGAUUGGCAGAGCUUUUGGAAGUGGAGGAGUUGGAAGAGGCUGCAUGCACCACCAUGGCAAAGCUGCCGCAGAACCUCCUGGUCACCCACCUCCAAAGGCUAUCCGAGAGCAUGCUUCGUUUGCCUUCAGAGGUUGCUGAAGAGUUUGUGAACAUCGUGAGCUUCGCCGAGGCGCAGGAUCCAGAAGUUCAGAGGGCGGCCAUCUCCAUCGUAGGCAGGUGGUCCCAUUCAGGAUGGGUGAAAGCUUUGUCUCACCACCAGGACCUCGUGCGCGCCGGUGCCUGCAGGGCCAUUGUGAAGAUGCCAGGGUCUGUGCUCGUUCACCAUGAGAAGCUAUUGACUGGACUCUUGCAGGAUUGGAAUUCCUCGGUUCGAGCCAGCGCAUGCUUUGCUUUGGGCCACUUGCCGGCUGCCCUUCUUCCUGCCCAAGUGGCGUCGCUGCUGGAUGAUUUGCAAUAUGAGGUGCGCCGGGAGGCAUGCUUGGCUGCAGCCAAGCUGCCACAAGGUGCGAUUGCGCCAUGUGCUCUCGCUGUGCAUGCUCCGAAUCUGGCGCAACUGAUGCAAGAUGACGACGCAAAUCUGAGGAUGGCUGCAUGCACAACCAUGGCUCGGUUGCCAGGGCAUGUCAUGGCGAGGUAUGCGACGCAGAUCUCCAAUGCCCUUCAAGGCUUUCCAAGCUUGGCCCAGGAGUUUCAUGGCAUCAGCGGCUGGCUGCAGCAUGAUGAACUUGUGGUGCAGGAGGCAGCCUGUUCCAUAAUGACAAUGUGGCCGUCAGAGAUGGUUGCUCCCCACAUUGCCUCAGUGGUAGGGCUUUUGGAGGUUCUUCCACAUAUUGCUGGCAUCCUUUUGGCAAAGCUGCCAGUAGACCUAUUGGCCCCGCAUCACGUCAAAUCCUUGUCGAUGAAGUUACUCCAUAUCGGUU
Durusdinium trenchii is the source of this 1525-nucleotide messenger RNA. Lineage: Eukaryota; Dinophyceae; Suessiales; Symbiodiniaceae. The record is from the annotation of a GenBank genome assembly.